AUGGGUGUGGGACGCUCGGUGGUGGGUGUGCUGGCUCUGCUCGCGGCUGCCUCAGUUGCCAGCCAGCCGCCUCGCCUGACUACCAACAAUGGAGUCCUGGAUGUGACGGCCUCGGAAAUCACGGCCCAGCUGCGUAGCGGUGACACGCCACUGCGCGUGCACAAGGAUGAGCUGCACCUGACUGCCAAUGACAUGGCUCUGGAAGUGGGCCACGUUGACAUAGCUGCAGAUUCAGCGCAAUUGGACGUUAACCCUGGAUCCCCCGAUGCCGUGAGCUUGAGUUACAAUGGUCAUCUCACACAAGAGGCCCAGAUCGACCUGACCGCCGCGCGUGAAAUCAACGUCGAGGCUGUGGGGGUGACCUUUGAAGCCCAAGAGGCCAGUUUUCAAGCAUCAACCAUCCGCAUGACGGGAACAAGUGUGCAAAUGAUCUCGGAUCAACUCCAAGUGACCGGCGCAGGUACACACACACUUGAGGCCAAUGAGUCUAUUGCAGUCAGCAAUAUGGGAGAGUCAGACGGUGUCUUGGUCACUGCAGAGUCGGCAAAUGUUCGUGGUGCUGAUAUCACUGCCACAGCGUCUGAGAGCAUUAGCAUGCAAGGACAAAAGGCAGAGCUGCGCACCAGUGACGCGGCCCGCGCCGUCACCGUCGCCUCGGACGGCAUCCAAAUCACCAGCACCGGCGACGUCCUCCUCCAAGGUGCCCUCAACACCCUCAACGUCACCCACCUCGCCGUCCUCCUCCGCUCCAUGCGCGCCGACGUCGAUGCCCUCAAACAACAGCUCAACGCCACCCGCGAUCAGCUCACACAGCGCGCCGCCCAAACCCAGUCCUCCUCAAACAACAUCGAAGCCCUCAUGUCCUCCAUCAGCUCCCUCCUCGGUACCGAGGACACUCACCUCUCCACCGAGAUCAACCAGCUCAACAGCCAGCUCACCGCCGCUGAACAAGCCCAAACCCUCGUCGUCAACAACGCCGACGCCAACCUCGACCAGGAACUCUCCGGCCUCGAGUCCCGCGCCGCCCAGGUCUCCCGCGCCUUCCCCAGCCUCGAAGACGCCAUCGACACUGCCUUUGACAGCGUCGAGGCCGAGUACGACCGCAUUGGUGACGUCCUGGAUGACCGCGUGGACAGCGUGGCCGAUAUCAUUGAUGACCUCGAGCGCGAUCUGGAGGAUCGACUGGACGACGUGGCUGAUGAGGCCGUGGACGUGCGCGAGGACGUGGCAGAUGCGAUUGAGGACGUGAAGGAUGAUGCGCAGGAGUUUUCGGAGGACCUGGGCCAGGCGCAGCAGGAUCUGGCGAGUGCGGUGGGCGACAUGGUGGGGGAUUUGUCGUCGGCGGCAGCGGAUCGGGCCGAGGUGUCGGCCGAGGUCAGCACGAGCUAUCGAUCGGCUCAGGUGGCCAGCGCCAAUGUGGCUGACAGCGCUGCCGAUAUGACUGAUCUUCGCAGCGAUUUGAAUGGACUUGAGUAUGUGGAUCGGGACACAAUGGCUACAGUGCGCUUGCGCGGCAAGCAGGUUCUGUCCGAUGUGAAUGGCGUCAAGGAGCUUUUGCUCGGCGUUUUGCCAAAGGCACGCAGCCAGUAUUUGAGCAGUCCUGCCGUUUCCUCGGAUUACUUUGGUCGAUCUUGCUCCUUUUACGACGACAUUAUGGCCUGUGGUGCGCCAUAUUACAGCACCUAUGGCUACGUGUUCAUCUACCGCGUCUUCGCAAAUGGAAGUCAACCGGCUCUGAUCCAAUCCAUCACCUGGCCGACCACGACCUCAACACCACCCUACACCGCCAUUCGCUUUGGCGAAAGCGUUGCGCUCAGCAAGAGCUACCUCAUGAUUGGAGCCCCGCUCUAUGAUCAUUCCACGUACUCCUACUAUCGCGAUUGUGGUGCCGUUCUCGCAUAUCGACGCCAGGCUGACGGUACCUUUACCUUUGUCAACCGCUACUCGUAUGUGACUACCUCGUCGACAUAUCGCUACGGUCUGUGUGGCUCAACUCUGAGUAUUGAUGAAGUCAGUCCAACCAGCACAUAUGUCAAUGUGGGCUGCCCGGGCACCUAUUACUACCGAGGUGGCAUGCGCCUCCUGUAUUGGAGUGGCACGUCCUUUUCGAGCCGCACGUUUGUACACACGGGGUAUACCACGUACGAGUAUUCGACAUCGGUGUACAUGAACAUGGGAGUGGCCAAUGCCUACGUGAUGGUUGGAGAGCAAGGUUAUUCGUCUUCGCGGGGUCGCUCUGUCAUUUAUGAGCGCACGUCAAAUUCGUACUACACCUUGCGUUACACGGCCUACCCGCCCACGUCCAGCUCAACCCAAUAUUGCGGUCAAGCGGUGGCGACGGAUGGCAUCAACUUUCUCAUGGGUUGUCCGCGCAGUUCGUAUGCAUCUACAACCACUACCUAUACGGGCAUUGUGGUACAUUACCGCCGCUCGGGAACCUCAUUUUCUCGGGUGGGCACGUUGGAGAGCGACGAGCUCCAAACAUAUGGCUAUUUUGGCUCGGCCAUGGCGAUCGAGCCCUACACCAAGGCCUUGCUCGUGUCCGAGUAUGGCGCCAAUUCUUAUGCCGGGCGCAUUCACGUGUUCAAGCUGGGCACCACCGGUACUUAUGAGCGCGAGUAUUCGAUUGACGAGGUGACAGCCUCGCUCUACCUUGGACGUAGUACGGUGGGAUGGGUGACCAACAGCACCAUCUGGGCCAGCAACGAAUUCGCCUCGAGCAAUCAAGGCAGCGUUGCCCUCUACCAGGAAGUGGAGUAUUUUGAAUCAGCGGAUGCGUAA
Messenger RNA from Monosiga brevicollis MX1, 2781 nucleotides. RefSeq lists its product as uncharacterized. The coding region runs from base 1 to 2781 and encodes 926 amino acids. NCBI's taxonomy places the organism in Eukaryota, Choanoflagellata, Craspedida, Salpingoecidae. The transcript has 3 exons. The record is from RefSeq and is a predicted model, not a curated record.